GGACCCCACCCCCUCGCCCCCCUCCCCCGCACUUGAUGCCACGCCGGCGCCCUGCCCCACCCCCACCUGGACCUCCACUAGCCACCACCAGACACAAGAGUAUGCCAGAAGCUCCAGCUGUGGCUGCUAGGAAAGAGCAGCCACCUGCAAGACGUCCAGCACCUGCUCGACCACAAAUGGGUGCCAAGCACGGCAGCUUUACCAACGGUGCCAGCUCACCAAUGCCUGUGCCUUCAAACCCACCACCCCCAAGGCCUAAAAAGCCCGAUCUCGAAGCCCAUCGCUGCCACAUUGCACUGGAGGAUGAGACCAUCGCCAGAGCCCUGUCUCGUGCCAGGCUGCCACCGUGCCAGUCUCCGUCUGCUGCCCCUGCUAAUGGGCAGAUAGCUAUGAGCCCAUCUAGUCCUAACAAGAGGGGACGCCACCGGCUCAGUGACAUGAGCUCAUCGUCCUCCUCUGACUCACUGGAAUACUCCAAUUCUCCUGAAUUCUCUCUGGGCCUGGCCCCGAGUCCAUCUGCACACCUUAACCAUCAAGACCCAGUGGAAGACAGCAGUGAGGAGGAAGAGGAUGGGGAAGAAGACGAAGAGGAGGACUAUGGGGUCGGCCUGGAGACUGAUCUUGAGAUGCGCCUACGUACAUCCUUCAAAUCACGGAGACGGAGGAGGGUUGGUGUGAGUCUUAGUGGAGGGUCCUUUAUUCUCCCCAGGGCCUUGAAGAGACGCUUCCACAAGGACUACAUCAGCUUUGUUCAGGAGAACCAAGGCUGUCACACAUCAGGGAUGGAUUUUCUCCAGACUCUCAGGCAGUUUAUGACACAGAUGAAGGCGUACCUGCGCCAGAGCUCUGAACUGGGCCCACCUAUAGAAUCGCUCAUACCCGAAGAUCAGAUCGACCGGGUUCUGGAGAAGGCCAUGCACAAAUGUGUCCUGAAGCCUCUGAAGACCAUGAUUGAGGUGGUUCUACAUGACUUUCAGGUGAGGAGUGGAGCUUGGCAGCAGCUUAGAGACAACCUGGCCUUGGCUAAGACGAAGAGGCCACAGGAGCUGGGCGUGGAUCGGGUUCCUCCUCCUGACUCUGUGGCUAUAGAGAAGAUCCGCCUCAAGUUCCUAAAAAUGAGUAUGAUGUACUCCCCAGAGAAGAAGGUGUCUCUGCUGCUGCGUGUGUGCAAGCUCAUCUACACCAUCAUGCAGGAUCACUCAGGGAGGAUGUAUGGUGCAGAUGACUUCCUGCCAGUGUUGACUUACGUGCUGGCUCAGUGUGACAUGCCUCAGCUGGACACAGAGAUAGAGUACAUGAUGGAGCUGUUGGACCCAUCUCUGCUUCAAGGAGAGGGAGGCUACUACCUGACCAGCUCCUAUGGAGCCAUGGCGCUCAUCAAGAACUUCCAGGAGGAGCAGGCAGCCCGGGUGCUGAGCUCUGAGACGAGGAACACUCUACACCAGUGGCACUGUCGGCGCACUGCCCAGCGUUCAACGCCAACUGUGGAUGACUUUCAGAACUAUCUCCGUGUAGCUUUGCAGGAAGUUGACACAGGCUGCACAGCCAAAACCUUGCUUGUCCACCCUUACACCACCACAGAAGAGGUCUGCUCCCUCUGUACUUACAAAUUCACAAUUCCCGACCCUGAGAACUAUGCACUGUUUCUGGUCACUGAGGACACCAGCCAGCAGCUGGCCCCAGACACGCAUCCUCAGAGUAUCAAAGCCAAACUCCAUAGCAAGCCCCUAGCACAAGUCUUUCAUUUUGUCUACAAGAGGAAGCCUAACUGUGACCUCCCUGCACCUGCAAUCACACUUCAAGGACAUCAGAAAAAGAAACCUGCAUUAUAGCUGUGUUUGAUACUGAAAAAAUUCAAAAUCAGUCCGAUAUCACUGCGGUACCGGCCAGUAUAUCUCAACCAAUAUCGAUUCUUACAGUGGGGGCCUGUCCGUGGGUUGUUCUACAGCGCCUGCUACGGGGUGUGUUUGUUUAUGUCUUCAACACACAGAGGAAUCCUUUCAUUUUAACUGAUAUAACCCAUUUCACACAAAAACUGCUGAUACAGCUAACACCUGUAAACAGAGCAACAACAAACUAAACUAUAAGUUACUCACAAUAAUCCACCAGUCAAAAAAUAUCAUAGAAUAAAGUUUGCAAACAUGUAAUCUGCACACAACUAUGACGAGAGAAACUCUACUUUCCUUUAGUCUGAGGUUUUUGUUCAGAAACAAUAAUAGAUCUGAGGGAAAAAAUUCAAAAACUUCUAUAUUUAACAAACAAAAUUUCUACCUUAUGUUACAGAGAGUGAUAUUGUAACAUAACAUAACAUAACUCAUAACAAGUAAUAUGUAACAGCUUGUCCAACACUGUCUACGGCUCUGAAUGCAGAAAAGUCAAAGUAAAGUCAUUAAAGUAGCACAUUUUAUUAGUAUUUAUUAGUAUUGUUUGAAUGUCUGAACACAGUUUAGAGUCAACCAGUCUGCUAAAAUAAAAUAAAUUAUAACCCAUUACUUAUCACCAUAACCAUACUGUGUGCGAGUUACCUGGACACUCAUUAGAAAUGACUCGGCCAGCGUCCUCUGUCUCUGUGGCCCCGUCUUUCACUGGGAUUAGAUUAGAUUAGACUCGUCCACUUUACAUUUUUUCUCUUUCUCAUGCAGUUUAAUGCGUUUAGAGAGAUUAGUUGUGUUGCCACAGAACUGAACAAUUUAUGCCAACUUUAGAACUGAUGCUCUUGACUUCACUGAGUCACGUGACUUCACUGAGAGCGAAGCAGGAGGGAGGAACAGUGAGAGAGUCAGAGAGAGUCGCUCUUCUCCCCAGACUGUCCAAGGAAAAAGAACGAUUUACUGAAUGUAGAGAAGAGAACAUUAAACAUAAGUAUCGAUCUCAUCGUGCUAGUAUCAAUUGAUACUGAUACCGCUUUUGGUAUCAAGAGUAUCAAUAUUUUAUGGUAGCCUGGAAGUGCAAACCAUUAUUGCAAAAUGUGAAACACUUUUACAAAUCCCAAAACAAAUGAACAAAAAACAUAAAUCUGACAGUAUGAUAUGAAUAUCAACGUUUAUGGUCCUGCACAAGCACGCUGUAAAGAUAUUUACAAAUAAUGGAACGAGUCACACCGAAUAAGCGCCCUUGUACGUCGAAGAGCGGGCAGUACCAGAAAGCAGUGUGGAGAAUACUAACAUUAUGCCUUCAUAGAUUUACAACAAACUCCUCUGCAUAUACUUGACACCUGAAAAGCUCUCUGAGGAACAGCAGUGGAGACGUUCGUACGAGCAAUCUGAGCAAUUUGGUAUAAAUAUUAAGAAGAGAGAAAAACAUUAUUGAGGUUUUUGUUUUGCCCUCAACAACUACGUUAUUCUGUGAAUCUGGUAAGUGACUGGCGUUUUUCCCAUGGCGAUGAGCUUUGUGUUAAUUGUGUGAUUUGACCAUGGCAGUUUGAUGAAGGUAUUGGUCUGAAAUAGCAGUGAUACGUUGAUAUGUGUGGGUCAUUUAAUGCUCCCUGUAGCGGUGAGUUUUGAAUGUUGGAGGCCUCUGUGGCGUUAGAGCGGUGUUUGGGAUUGUGCAUGUCGACACUGUGAAGGCUGUCUGUGCUCUGAUGAUGAUGGAGAGAAAUAUUUAUAUCUGUGUAUGUCUGGAUUUGGCUUUUAUAUUGAGUGACUAGUAAGAUGAAAAUCACAGGUGCAGCUGUAUCUCAAAGCUCCCCAGUAAAAGAUGAA
Messenger RNA from Solea senegalensis (Senegalese sole), 3701 nucleotides. RefSeq names its product Ras and Rab interactor 2b (gene rin2b). Gene Ontology annotation, cellular component: cytosol; endocytic vesicle. The coding region runs from base 36 to 1832 and encodes 598 amino acids. Gene Ontology annotation, molecular function: guanyl-nucleotide exchange factor activity; small GTPase binding. The record is from RefSeq and is a predicted model, not a curated record. The transcript has 7 exons. NCBI's taxonomy places the organism in Eukaryota, Metazoa, Chordata, Actinopteri, Pleuronectiformes, Soleidae. Gene Ontology annotation, biological process: signal transduction; vesicle-mediated transport.